Messenger RNA from Dioscorea cayenensis subsp. rotundata (Guinea yam), 1369 nucleotides. RefSeq names its product succinate--CoA ligase [ADP-forming] subunit alpha, mitochondrial. Bases 57 to 1061 code for a protein of 334 amino acids. Lineage: Eukaryota; Viridiplantae; Streptophyta; Magnoliopsida; Dioscoreales; Dioscoreaceae. Gene Ontology annotation, molecular function: succinate-CoA ligase (GDP-forming) activity; succinate-CoA ligase (ADP-forming) activity. Gene Ontology annotation, cellular component: succinate-CoA ligase complex (ADP-forming); mitochondrion. The transcript has 7 exons. The record is from RefSeq and is a predicted model, not a curated record. Gene Ontology annotation, biological process: tricarboxylic acid cycle.
UUGAAUAGCAAGCCAUCAUCGAAAAGGAGGGAUCGGAGCAUCGGCGGCCAUUAGCGAUGGCUUCUUCUCGGCAAGCUUCGAAGUUGAUCGGAACCCUAGCGUCCUCCCUCCGCUCCGUCUCUUCCCAGUCCCGUGGCUUCGCGGCGGCUGCGGCCGCGAACCCCCCGCCGGCGGUUUUCGUGGACAAGAACACGCGGGUUAUUUGUCAGGGGAUCACCGGCAAGAAUGGCACCUUCCACACCGAGCAGGCCAUCGAGUAUGGCACCAAGAUGGUUGGUGGAGUUACACCCAAGAAGGGUGGAACAGAACACCUGGGACUUCCUGUGUUCAAUACUGUUGCAGAAGCAAAGGCUGAAACCAAAGCCAAUGCAUCUGUUAUCUACGUUCCUCCCCCAUUUGCUGCAGCUGCCAUCUUAGAGGCUAUGGAAGCAGAAUUAGAUCUUGUCGUAUGCAUCACAGAGGGUAUCCCUCAACAUGACAUGGUUCGAGUGAAGGCAGCUCUUAACAAACAGUCAAAAACUCGAUUGAUUGGACCAAACUGCCCAGGCAUUAUUAAACCUGGAGAAUGUAAAAUAGGAAUAAUGCCUGGGUAUAUCCACAAGCCAGGUCGUGUAGGCAUAGUAUCUCGUUCUGGUACAUUGACUUAUGAAGCGGUAUUUCAAACAACUGCGGUAGGUCUGGGACAGUCAACUUGUGUAGGCAUUGGUGGGGAUCCAUUUAAUGGGACAAACUUCGUUGAUUGCAUAACGAAGUUUCUUGAAGACCCUCAAACCGAAGGUGUUGUUCUUAUUGGAGAGAUUGGAGGAACUGCUGAAGAGGAUGCGGCAGCUUUGAUCAAGGGGAGUGGAACCAAGAAGCCCAUUGUUGCAUUUAUAGCUGGUCUCACUGCCCCACCAGGCCGCCGCAUGGGUCAUGCUGGAGCAAUCGUAUCGGGCGGAAAGGGCACUGCACAGGACAAGAUCAAAACUCUGAGAGAAGCAGGAGUAACAGUGGUGGAGUCGCCUGCAAAGAUCGGUGUCGCCAUGCUCGACUCCUUCAAGCAGAAGGGGCUGGUGGAUUAGAAAUCAUUUCCAUUGAUCCAAAGAAGGGUUGUGAUUUAGAUAAAACAGAGUCAAAAAAAGAAAUAUUUCAAGUACUUUUUUUUCUUUUCUCAACUAAGUUCUAUUCAUAGAGCAUGCAAGUUAUUUUCAUGCUCAACCAAAGAGUAGGGAUUUAUUUCAUCAAACAAACACUCAGGUUGAGGCUUUUGUCUUUUUCCUUUUUUUUUUUUGUUCUUUUUUGCAAGUUUUUUAAAUAAGGUGGUCACCUAACAAUUUGCUUGUUGAUUCUUUACCUUCUAUUUAAAUGAUAGUUGUUUGUCACCUAACAA